This is a messenger RNA of Cannabis sativa, 1419 nucleotides long. RefSeq lists its product as uncharacterized. NCBI's taxonomy places the organism in Eukaryota, Viridiplantae, Streptophyta, Magnoliopsida, Rosales, Cannabaceae. The coding region runs from base 211 to 846 and encodes 211 amino acids. The transcript is spliced from 5 exons. The record is from RefSeq and is a predicted model, not a curated record.
CCUGAAACUACUUCAUUUCUUCUUCUUCUUCUUAUUUUUGGAUUUUUGAACUCUGUUAAUUUUUGUCUCAAUACAUAUAUUUAUCUUUAAUCUUCUGUCUUUGACCUACUUUCAUUUGGGGAAAAAUUUGGAGAAACUGCAUCGACAUUUCGAUUCAAUUCUCAUCCCAUACAUAAAGGCAUUAUCUUUGGUAGAUAAAGGUUCAUAGUUAUGAGCACACAGAGCAGCAGGGGGUUGAAUCUAAGGGGGUACCGGCGAAGGAAGGCUGCAUUGGACUUAGACCUUAAUAGUGCACCACCAGGUGAUAUUUGGGGUCAGGAGGGCACAUCAACUCAAGUGAGAAGUCAGGAAUCACAAUCUAGACCACAAGGAAACUCCAUUCCUAUAACCACAAUUGAUGUUGAGGCAAUUGAUGAUGAUGUCAUUGAAUCUUCGCCGAGGGCAUUUGCUGCGGCUAAAAACAAUAGAAGGAAUCGUGGGAUCACUGGGAUGAAUGUUGUUGAUGUGGAAUCAGAAGAGUGGAAUAGGAUUACUCACAUUAACAAGCGCAGAAGAACUGCACCAAAUCAGACUAUCAUUAAUUGUGAUUUUUACAUAAAUUUGGAAAGCAGUGCAAACUCCACGAGUGAAGUUGUCCCGAAGCCACCUCCACCACCAAAGGAGCCCACUUUUAGCUGCCCAAUUUGCAUGGGUCAUUUGGUUGAGGAAAUGUCCACUAAAUGUGGUCAUAUUUUCUGCAAGGCAUGCAUUAAGGCUGCAAUUGCAGCACAGGGUAAAUGCCCUACUUGUAGGAAAAGAGUUACUUCAAAAGAACUCAUUAGAGUGUUCCUUCCUGCGGCUAGUUGAUUGUUCUGCUCUUAUGAAAAUUUGACUGUGUAAGUUUUUUAAUACAGUAUUUCAUCAAUUCCAUUUCAGGCAGUGUAAUAGAACAGAAGUUAGUGGAUCUUAGGAAUUGUGGGUGUUAAGCGGCGUGUCAUUAUGGCCCUCGACGCCAUGCAUAGUAAACAUUGUCAUUUAAUGUCUUAUGUUCGGUAGUUCUUGUAUUGGUCCAUAAGUUGUGCUUGUUUUGUACUGUUACAGGAGGAUUAAUCGGAGUGCUUUGGGGUUAGGAGAUCGAAAGGAUUGUUUUGGCGUCUCAGCAAAAUUUAUUUUCUAUACAUUUUAUCGUUAUCUUAAAACAUUCUGUAGCAUAUUGAACUGUCAUUCUAUGACUAGAAGUUUUCUCUUAUGGAAGGAACAGUGUCUUCUGUAGUUCAGUUUAAAAGUAGCAAUGCCUAAAUGAAUAUGAUAAGAUUGGCCAAAUAUUAAUGAGUCUGCCAAUUAAUUAGUUCUUCUAUAUAGUUUGGUUUUCAAGACUAAUAUGAACUAGAGCAGUGUAAUGUAAAGAGAGGAAUAAAUAGUGGAACACAUUUAUUUAAA